CCGAAGCCUGCCCACAGAGCUGCUCGCGCCGAUCUCGCAUUGGUUCCUGCUGCGACCACGUGACCAGCCAUCAUCCUCCUCAAUGAGAAAGAAACAAAAACAACCGUCACUAACAGUAACUACGAACAUACACGUAACACGUAACAAUCGUUUCCUAUUUCUCGUCGCUUGAAUUUCGCGGGCUCCGUUCGCGCGGUUCUUAUACGCGGAAGGAAAAAAAAUAGUGAUCUAUUGACAGUGCAUUGUGAUGUUGAGUGCAACGGGAACUCGCUCGUCUAUUAUCAGUCGAUGAAAAUCAAGCAUUACAUCCGGAUGCCGACGGGUCACUUAGAGGAGGACGACUUCGUGGCCGUGAAGACGAGAUCCAACACUCCCGAAGGUGGUGCGGCCGGCGGAAGCGGGACCUUCUGGUUGUCCGCCGUGCCGGCCGCACCGCAACCUCUGGAAGGUUGCAACGAGACGGGAUUCAUCAACAGCCAACCGUCCAUGGCUGAGUUCAUGACGGCCUUGCCGCAUUUGUCCGGCGAACUGCCCCACGGGCCGCCGAUCAGUCCCCAACAAACCCCACCGGCCGGCGCUUAUCCCAUGGACGUGCCCCACGGUAUGGGAUCACCAGGAGUCAAUGUUCCCGAAUACCCAUGGAUGAAAGAGAAGAAAACUACCAGGAAAAACAAUCAGCAAGGGUCAAGAAAAAGUAACAAAAAACAUUCCUCAAUGCUUUUUGGUAACGAAGACAAUGACGAAAAUGGUCUUCCAAGGAGACUCAGGACAGCCUAUACGAAUACCCAAUUAUUAGAAUUAGAAAAAGAAUUUCAUUUUAACAAAUAUCUCUGUCGACCGAGGCGGAUUGAGAUCGCUGCAUCGUUAGAUCUAACCGAACGACAGGUGAAAGUAUGGUUUCAAAACAGAAGAAUGAAGCAUAAGAGACAAACGUUGGGUAAACAAGGCGAGGAUGGCGACGACAAGGAUUCGGUGACGAGCGACGGCGGUAAAAGUACGAAAAUCUCUGAUAAAUUCCUCGAAGACGAAAUGUCGAAGAAAAGUUGCCAAGGCUGCGAAAUGCCGACGGCCGGUUUGUGCAAUUCCCACGAAGAAAUAUCCGAUAUCGCUUCCAACAGAGGCAACAACAACAACACCCCUAGCGCCACCAACAACAAUACACAUUUCAAUAACAAUAGCAACGGUGCCAGUAGCAUCGGCAGUACAGGUAGUUUCGAUAAAUUAAUGAACGAAGAGGAUUCAAGGUCGAACGAAGGAAGCGGAUCGCAGACUUCGCCCAGGAUGAAGAAAUCCUCGGCGACGAACAACGUCGUCGUUAAAAUCGAAGCCAGACGAAAUUCGCCCAAUUCAUGUGAUAGAAAAUUAGGAAUUAGAAAAAUUUCGCCAAGUCCUAGUCAUAGUAAAGACGUCAGUGUCGGACUGAAUUCCCACGAAACCAUUUCCGCUAAGUCUUCGCCGAAGAGCUCUUCAGGAACACCAGUCAUACCCACUGGACCCUUAAGUUUAACCAACACAAUGGUGUACCAGCAAGCUCCGAGGUCGUCUCCAACAACAGCCACUGCUAUAGCUUCCGCUACAGUUACAAUUCAAAAUAUUCCAAACACCAUUCCACCGUUCGCUUCUAGGGGAUUGAAUUCCAAUCACUUUCCUAAUCAGUACAACAUGAAUGCCCAAUCUGAUUAUCAUCAUCGAGCUGAUAACAGAUCGAAGCACUAUCAGAUGUCGCAGAUUUAUUCAACGGAUAUGUACAAUCCGGAUCAUUCGACCAUCAACGAUACUCAUGCUUACCAACGUGCACAAAACCAUUCCAACAACAUGGGUCACGUCAAAUUUAAUAACAGAAGGCAAACUUAUGGGUACGCCAAUCAACAGCAAUAUUACUACAAUAACCAAAGCGCUGUGGAAAAGUAUACCAUGGGUCAGAAUAAUUACAACCAUCAAGGUUACGGUGAGCACUCCGGUUAUAAUCAUUACGGCUACGGUUACAACAACGAUGGUGGCGAUGUUAAUCACGUACAUAAUUCAGUACAAUUAAACCACGAGCACAGUGGAAAUUAUUAUCCUUCGGAAGGAGUACUACCUGUAAAUAAAGUCCAGAAUCCUACGGAUUAUCAAGGAAAAGUCGGUUAUUACGAGAAUAAUUAUCCUACGAAUCAUUUGCCUCAACAAGGAGGAACGACAGGAACCCAGGAGCCCACUUACAUGCCUAACGAAGUUUUCCCGGGAACCAACAAUAAUGCGGGAAUAAUGACGCCUCCGGCCAGCGUUCCGGCGGAAACGAACGAAAACUACGGGAAUUUUCAGCAGUUCUAUUCGGGCGAAACGCCGAAUCAGGUGCCCGUGCCGGGCGAAAGUAGCAACAGCUCUUCGGACUUCAAUUUUUUAAGUAAUUUAGCGAACGAUUAUACUCCGGAAUAUUAUCAAAUCUGAUUCAGUGCAAUUAAAAAAUGUAUGCAGUUAUUGCUGUUGAUGCGUUUCUUUGUUGUUGUUGAUUGUUUCUCAAGUAUUAUUAAAUUUUUCGUUUCGUUGUGGUUACUUAUGUUUUCUGGUAAAAAUAGGAUGCUUGUACAGACAAUUCUCUUCUUUGAACUAAAUUAAUUACUACAAUUAAUUACUUUUGAGGCCAUUCUUUGAUAUGUUCAAUGUUAUUUGCAUAUACAAGUGCAUUAUUUUGAUCAUUUUGCAGAUUGAAUAUGGCUUCUUUCAUUAUUUAUAAUUUUUGUACUAUGGACAUACAAUUAUAUUGUAAUGUAUUGCUUUUUAUUGUUACAUUUUCUGGUACUACAUUGAAUCUACCUGAGUAAUUAAUAUUAAGAUUACAAUAACUAAAAAAUUAUAUAUUCAGGAUUGUUAUAAAUUUU
Molecule: messenger RNA, 2861 nt
Organism: Phyllotreta striolata
Lineage: Eukaryota; Metazoa; Arthropoda; Insecta; Coleoptera; Chrysomelidae
Source: the annotation of a GenBank genome assembly